This is a messenger RNA of Parasteatoda tepidariorum (common house spider), 5279 nucleotides long. RefSeq names its product Histone acetyltransferase Tip60 (gene Tip60). Lineage: Eukaryota; Metazoa; Arthropoda; Arachnida; Araneae; Theridiidae. Gene Ontology annotation, cellular component: NuA4 histone acetyltransferase complex. Gene Ontology annotation, biological process: regulation of DNA-templated transcription; double-strand break repair via homologous recombination. Gene Ontology annotation, molecular function: histone H4K16 acetyltransferase activity. The record is from RefSeq and is a predicted model, not a curated record.
CAUUAAAAAAGCUAUGAUUCACAUGCGAAAAAAAGAAUUGCAUGUAGGGAGAACGGUCCUUUAAUAUUUUUCAUUUAUUGCACCAUCCUAUUAUCGCAUCCUACAAAUAUAGUCAGCUAAGGACUUACGUCAAAUGCACUAAAUAAACAAAAUUGGAAAGCUAUGGCUGAUGAUUUUAUAACAAUAAAUAAUUUAGAUGGAAAUGCGUUGCCUUUGACCGAAGGUUGCAGGAUGCCUGUUAGGAUGAGGAACUUAGAUGAAACUCCUGCUGAAGGUGCACCUCGGGAAAUUCAACUGGCAGAAUAUGUACUGGCUGAAAUCCUGAGCAUUAAAGAAACUUCUGAUGGAGAGUCCUUGUAUUAUGUCCAUUAUAUAGAUUUUAAUAAACGUCUUGAUGAGUGGGUUGGUAAAGAUCGUUUGGACCUUACUAAAGUUCAGCAACCAAAAAAGGAAGUCAAAACACCGUUAAAAGAAAUUAAAAAUGGUUCUCGACCAUGCUCUCCAGAAAAGGAAAUAAUUGUAAAAGAAGAACCAAUUCAUUUAUUACAAAAUGGUGGUAUUGCUCCUCCAAAAAAGUCAACUGCCGGAAGGAAAAGAAAGUUUCCUGGUGCGACGGGAGAUGAGCUCAUCAUUAAUCAAGAUUCAAAAGAUGCUGCUCCUAGUCCAAGAACUACUGGAAGUUUAGUUGCCCACCAUGAUGAUCUCAUAACAAGGAUGAAGAAUAUAGAAAUGAUAGAAUUGGGAGGUCACAUGAUAAGACCUUGGUAUUUCUCACCUUAUCCCCAAGAACUUGUUAGUUUGCCAUGUAUAUAUUUGUGUGAGUUUUGUCUUAAAUAUAUGAAAUCCAGAGGUUGUUUAAAAAGACACAUGGCCAAGUGUAAUCUUCGCCAUCCUCCCGGCAAUGAAAUUUAUCGCAAAACUUCCAUAUCAUUUUUUGAAAUCGAUGGUAGAAAAAAUAAAGUAUAUGCUCAGAAUCUUUGCUUACUAGCAAAGUGCUUUCUAGACCAUAAAACUUUAUACUACGACACAGAUCCUUUCUUGUUCUAUGUUAUGACAGAACUGGAUAACAGUGGCUUUCACAUUGUUGGAUAUUUUUCAAAGGAGAAGGAAUCUACUGAAGAUUAUAAUGUGGCUUGUAUAUUAACUCUUCCCCCCUAUCAGCGUAAAGGGUAUGGAAAAUUACUUAUAGAAUUCAGUUAUGAACUUUCUAAAUUUGAAGGAAAGACAGGUUCUCCCGAGAAACCUCUGUCAGAUUUAGGAUUGUUGUCCUAUCGAAGUUAUUGGUCUGAAACAAUUUUGGAAAUUUUAGUCAAUGUGAAGCCAACUGAAAAUUGUGAGAGACCACAAAUAACUAUCCAAGAAAUAUCUGAACAGACAAGUAUAAAGAAGGAAGACGUGAUAUCAACACUACAGUACCUGAAUCUAAUACAUUAUUACAAAGGACAAUAUAUAAUAACUCUCACCAAAGAAGUAUUGGAUGCAUAUCAGAGGGCGUACGAAAAGAGACCCAUACGCAUUGAUUCACAAUCACUGCACUGGACACCCAAAGACUGGUCUAAGAGAGGGAAGUGGUAGCCAUAGAAGAUUUUUUAUUUCAAUUCUCUGUUAUAUUUUAUUCUUUAACUCCAGAUAAGGAGUACGAAUAGAAUCUGUUUGCUUUCCCAACAAGCUUGUUCUUUUUGUUACUGAAGGGAGAAAGGAUGUUGGGUUGCGUUAUUUUAUUUAUUUUAAUUCGAGAGAUUAUCUUAAUAGCACAAGCAUUGAGACGUGAAGCUUUGUGUUAUGUUCACACAUUGUUAAACUUACCGACUGAAUGUGGCAGAAUACAUCAGGAGCAGAUCACUAUUAUUGUUGCAAAAUAAUUCUUAAAUAAAAAUUAUUUAAAACAAAAAUAUGCACCCAAGUCUUUGUUUUUUACAAUUUUUUUUAAAAUUAUCAUUGGCAUUAGAAAUAAAAUCAGGGUAUCUGCACACCUGGAAAGUCAUGAAAAAUCAUGGAUUUCAGUAGUUAACAAAACUUUUUAUGAAAUAACAUGAUUUUAGCUAUUUAAAAAAAAAAAAAAACAUUAAAAAUCUAAAUUUUAAAAUGAAAUUCUCCCCACCUCUCCCAGUUUCGCAGUGUUCCGAAUAUCUGAAUUAGUAACAAAAUCCCCACUCAUAGUUUAUUAAAAUAUAAAUUUACCCUGUUCUUUAAAAAUUAUGGUGUUCUUUCAGUGUUUGACAGAAAGAACAUCAUUUGUAGAGCAAAUUAUCUUUUAAGCUUCUGUAAUUUCAGAUUUUUUAUUUUAUUUAUAUUUUUCAUUUUAUCAACUUAAAAUUCUAGCUUAGGCUUUUUAUAUCACACUUACUUUUAAGAAGAAAUAAAAAAAGGUUUUAAUAACUACAUAUAUCUGACUGCAUUUAGUUAUUUGCUUUUGUAUUUUUUUCAGCUAUUUUAUUGCUUCAAAUCUUUUUUUACUCUGUUUUUUAAGUUUAAAAUCAAUAAAUAUGAAGAUCCAGAGUAUAACAGCUUUGGUUAUACCUAUCAUUUCAGUUCAUGUUGUUAUAAUGCUUUUUUUAAAUUUAUUGUUGUGUUUUUGUUGGAAAAAAUAGUAUGAACGCUUCGAAAAUAAUACUUAAAAUAGAAAAUAAUACUUCGGUAAGUCAUGAAAAAUUCUUGGAAUUAUUCAUGAAAGUCAUGGGUUUGAAAAUCUAAAAUGUAGCAGAUACCCUGUAAAAUCAAACUAAUUAAUCAAUUUUGUUUUGCUUUGGAAAUUGCCAAAGUUAAUGCAGUUUAUAGAGAAUUGUGGUUUCUAGAAUUGCGUCCUAUAAAUCUCUCAUUUUAUGCUAUUUAUAGUGUUCUUAUUCCAAAUAGCAUAUUUUUACACUUACUGCUCUAUGACACUAAGUAUCAAAUAUUUUACCAAUAAAAAAAUGACUGGAAAAUAAGCAUUUUUUGAACUCUCAUUUGAAAAAUUGAGUGUCCAUUUAUUUUUUUCUUCUGUGCUAUUUCAAAAAUUCUAUGACUAUUUAUUAAUGAAUUUAUUCAACAUGUAUACAAGAGUAUUGUUCGAUUAAGUUUAUUUAUUAUUAUUUUGUAUGUUGAUGUAAAUAUUGUUCAAUGAAAGCUUAGAAAAUAACUUUUGAAAAUUGACUAGAUUAAAUGAGCUUCGUAAAUUUUUCACAUUUAGUUUUAGCAAACGAUUGAAUUUUCUUUCAUAUUUUGAUUUGUACUUCUUUUAAUUCUCAGCUGAGGUUUUAAUAGCAAUCCCUAAAAUGAAGUUUGCAAAGGUAAUUUAUUUUUAUGUUAUUACAAAACAAUUAUUUUAAGUAAGAAAGCUUGAGCUUUAGGUCAGGUUAGGAAGAAAAAAAAGUUAUUUUUAUUUUUUAUAUUGUUGUAAAAUUGUCUGAAAAACUUAUCAGAUACAAAUUAUAUUCAUCUAACCAUUAGAUAGUCUUAAAUUUCUCUAUCAGGUGAGGGCAAUUUAAAGUUAUGCAAAUGUAAAAUUAUGCAAAUUUAGUAAUGUAAGAGAAAUUCAAAAUCACUCUUCUCUUUUCUAAUUUUUUUUAAAUUUCCAAUUCCCAAAUGUUUUAAUAUUUUGUCAAUUCAGGGCAGAUAUGUUGGUUACUCUUUCAGGGGCACUAUAUUAGAUGGGCCAACGUUGCUCCCACAGUAAGGACAGAUAGUACAGAGAAUUAAAGAACAUCUAUACUUUGCAAGGGAUUGGUACCUAGAACCUUUUCAAUGCAAGGACCCCUACACUGCCCUGUCGGUGAUUCCCAUAAAUCCUUAUGAUUGUUUUAUUAAUGACUCCCAAGAAAUUACUUUUUGAAAUUUUUUUCUGUAGAAUUCCAAGCGUAACAGAGAGGAAAUCACACAGGUCCUAAAAAACGCAUUAAAUAUAUGUGAAAAAGAAAAAUUAUGCAAUAAUAUGCUACUUUAAGAUGCAAUGUUCAAUUUAAUUGCAUAAAAUAAUAAAAGAGCCUCAUAAUUUAAUUGCCAGGUUAUUAAAAGCGUCCGUAACAGAGGGGACAAAGAGAAUUCCACAUUUUUGACAUGCACUGUUAUUUCCACUAUAAUCUGUGAUUUGGAACAUCCUAAACAUUAUUUGUAAUUUUUUUUUUAAUUAUCACAUUUCAAGGUAAAAUAAAUUAUCAUAAGACUUUUUAAAUUGCUUACACAUUUUUAUUAACUUCAAUACAUGCAAUGUAACAGAGGGGACAUUUUGCAAAUUUGAUAAAUAGUUACAAGGAAAUAUGCUAUUUAAUUAAACAUUGCACCUUAAAGUAGCAUAUUAUUGCACCAUUUUUUGUUUUCACAAAUAUUUAAUACAUUUUUUAUGAUAAAAUACCUGUGUGAUUUCCCCUCUGUUACACUUGGAAUUCUACUACUGGUUUCAUUUGGCAUGGAAUUCAAUUUCUCUCUUUAGUCAUGAAAUGAGAAUUAUUAAACUGGCUUGCAAUAGUAUUGCAAAAAUCAAUAUUUUGUAUAGUUUUUUAACUAUGCUCAUGUGUGAAUAUUUUGAGAUUAUUUAAAGUUACAAAAUCGCUAUCUGAUGACAAAACUUUCAAUGGCCGUCUUAACUUUUUGUUAUAAAAAUCAAAGUUUAGAAAUUGUUUACUCAUGUUUUGAUUUUUAUCAAUGUUUUUUUCAAACAAUAGCAAUAAUUUUAAUUCUAAACACUUCUCCCCCUCUCUAAAAAAUCAGUUACAAUUUCUUUACUCCUUCUAAUCUUGUUAACUUUUUUACUAUUUACAUUAAUCUAAAUGUAAAAUUCCAAAAAUCUUGACCCAGAAUUUUUUUUUUUAAAUAUUUUUAUGUUUUACAUUGAUUGCAAUAUGUACUGCAAAGUUAAUUUAUUAAAACUAAUAAUUUGUAAUUUGAUACAAAAAAUUACUGUAGAUUAUUUUUGUCUUUUGCAAUAGCUAAAAGUAUAAAUAAAUUCAAUGGGUUUUUGAAACAAAAAUAUAAAUUGUAACUGUCUUUAGUAUUUCUGUCUUGUGCUAAAGCUGUCUCUUUAUCAGCCAAAUAGCGUUUGUAUAAAGCUUAACAAUGUUAAUAAAGAACAAAUAAUAGCACAAAAAAGGGCAUACUAUGGUUUGAGUUCUUUAAAGAAGAACCUUACGAAUGUCGAAACACUAUUUAUGUUUCAACACUGUAUAUCCAUUCAAAUGUUUGUCUUUGGAUUUUCCAUACUGUUAAGUAAAGGAUAAAAGAACUUGUAUUAUGUGUUUAUUGUAAAUAUUUUUAUGUACAGUUAAAAUAUUCCAAUAAAAGUUUUAAUGAAUUUUCUAAUGUAA